Messenger RNA from Henningerozyma blattae CBS 6284, 2976 nucleotides. RefSeq names its product pitrilysin family metalloprotease (gene CYM1). NCBI's taxonomy places the organism in Eukaryota, Fungi, Ascomycota, Saccharomycetes, Saccharomycetales, Saccharomycetaceae. Gene Ontology annotation, cellular component: mitochondrial matrix. Gene Ontology annotation, biological process: protein processing. The transcript has a single exon. The record is from RefSeq and is a predicted model, not a curated record. The coding region runs from base 1 to 2976 and encodes 991 amino acids. Gene Ontology annotation, molecular function: metalloendopeptidase activity; metal ion binding.
AUGCUAAGGUUUAGAAGGUUUAGCUCAACCUUAAGACAGACAGAGAAUGCUUUAAAAAAUUAUAAAAUUGGUGAUUUAAUUAGUGGGUAUCAGGUUAAUAGGGUAGUACCGAUUCCUGAAUUACAAAUUACAGCCAUUGAUUUAAUUCAUUCGAAGACUGCUAGUAAACAUUUACAUAUCGAUACAGUAGACACUAACAAUGUGUUUUGUGUGGGGUUUAAAACCAACCCACCUGACUCUACUGGUGUUGCACAUAUCUUGGAACACACAACAUUAUGUGGUUCUAAGAAAUACCCUGUUAGAGAUCCAUUCUUUAAAAUGUUAAAUAGAUCACUGUCAAAUUUUAUGAAUGCAAUGACUGGGCAUGAUUAUACUAUGUACCCCUUUGCUACAACUAACUCGAAGGAUUUUAAAAAUUUACAGGAUGUUUACUUAGAUGCUACGUUUAGUCCACUUUUAAAGCAAGAAGAUUUCUUCCAAGAAGGCUGGAGACUGGAAAAUAAGGACGCUACUGAUAAAGAUAGUGAUUUGAUUUUUAAAGGUGUAGUUUAUAAUGAAAUGAAAGGUCAAAAUUCAAAUGCUGAUUAUUAUUUCUGGAGUAACUUCUUGGGUAGUAUUUACCCAAGUUUAAAUAAUUCAGGUGGUGAUCCUAAAAGCAUUACCACUUUAAAAUAUGAAGGAUUAAAGUCUUUCCAUAAAAGAAACUAUCAUCCAUCAAAUUCAUUGACUUAUUCAUAUGGUAAUUUCCCUAUGGAAGAUACAUUGAACAAAUUGAAUGAAAAAUUUUUACAGUAUGAUAAAGAAGUUCAUGACUUAGCACCUUUAGAACCAACUAAUUUACAAAAUGGCAAUAUCAAUAUUUCUAUUGAUGGGCAGUUUGAUCCUAUGUUACCUGCCGAAAAACAAACUAAAAUAUCAAUAAGUUGGAUUUGCGGGAAUCCAAAAGAUACCUAUGAGACUUUUAUUUUACGUAUGUUUAGUAAGCUCCUUAUUGGUGGCCAUUCAAGCCCAAUGUAUCAAAGAUUAAUUGAAUCUGGGAUUGGGAUGGACUACUCUGUAAAUACCGGGGUUGAGAGCAUUACUUCUGUGAAUCUUUUCAAUAUAGGUGUUCAAGGUGUGGAAGAUAUAGAAAAAUUCAAAGAAGUUGUAUUUGAUGUAUUAAAAAAUUUUGAAGAUUUUGGCAGUAAAAAAAUUGAAGGCAUCUUAAAAAGCAUUGAGAUAGGGAAGAAACAACCAAAGAGUAACUUUGGGAUGGAAAUUUUAUAUUCUAUCUUACCUGGUUGGGUUAAUGGAAUAGAUCCGUUAAAUGAAUUAGAGAUUGAUAAAGUAUUAACUAGAUUUAGAACAGAGUAUGAGCAAAAAGGUGAUGAUAUAUUUAGAGAAUUAGUUUCUAAAUACAUUAUUGGCAAAAAUACAUUUACUUUUUCUGUGAAAGGUAAUGAAAAAUUUCAAGAGGUUAUUGAUGAAGAAGAAAAAAUCCGAUUAAAUAAUGCAGUGAUAGAAUUAACUGAAAAAGAUCGUAAAGAUAUAUUUGAAAGAGGUAAAAUUUUAGUGAAAAAGCAAGAACAGAAGGAUCAAGAAAAUAUUGAAUGUUUACCAACUUUAAAAAUAAGUGAUAUUUCAAGAUUGGGUAUUAAAUACGAUCUUACAAAUUCAUUAUAUAAUGAAAGUGUUAAUAUCCAAGAUAGACUUACAAACACAAAUGGGUUAACAUACGUUAGAAGUAAGCAAUUGUUGAAUAAAAUAAUUCCUGUAGAACUGUAUAAAUAUUUGCCAAUAUUUGCAUCUUCAUUAACUCAUCUUGGUACCACAAAAGAAUCUUAUGGAGAUAUAGAAGAUGAAAUUAAAUUUUAUACAGGUGGUGUGAGUAUGAAUGUUAAUGUCAUUAGUGAUCCUAAUACCAUGGAACCAAACUUGUAUUUUAAGAUGAAAGGUUUAUCAUUAAAUAAUAAUAGUAAUCAUAUUUUCAACAUUUGGAAUAAAUUACUUUACCAAACUGAUUUUCAAAAAAAUUCAUCUAAAUUAAAAGUUUUAAUUCGUAAUAUUAUGACCAACAAUGGAUCAAUGAUUGUGGAAAGUGGACAUUCAUUUGCCAGAGGAUAUGCAGGUGCAUUUUUCAGAACUAGUCGGUCCAUUCAUGAAGCAAUGAACGGUAUUGAGCAAAUCAAAUUUAUCAAUCAUUUAAACGACAUUCUUGAUAAUGAAAAAUUAUUUCAAGAAGAGAUCAUUGAUAAAUUAAUUGAGAUUCAAAAAAUAUUAAUUAAUGAUAGUUUUAAGAAUACUGAAUUUUUGGUUACUAGUGAUACGUCAUCGCAAAUUGGACAAGUUAAGACACAAUUAUAUGAAUUUGUGAAGGGUACCUUCUCUAAUUCUAGUAACUCUACUUUAAAUUUGAAUCCAAGUAAUUUCCCUCUUUUACAAGGUAACAAGCCAGUUCAUAUUCUGAUUCCAGCUCAAGUUUCAUAUGGAGCUUUGAGUUUACCUGGUGUUUCAUAUACUAAUCAAGAUGGUGCAUCUUUACAAGUAUUAUCUCAAUUAUUGACUACAAAAUACUUGCAUAAGGAAAUUAGGGAAAAGGGUGGUGCAUAUGGUGGUGGUGCCACAUAUGAUGCAUUAAGUGGUAUUUUCAACUUCUAUUCUUAUAGGGAUCCAAAUCCAAUACGAUCCAUGGACAUUUUUGCCGAUGUCACAAGUCAAGGUAUUACUUGGGAUAAACGAGAAUUAGAUGAAGCAAAGAUGAGCAUUUUUCAAUCUGUAGAUGCUCCUGUGGCAUCCAGUAAUGAAGGUUUAAUUCAAUUCUACAGCAAUAUUGAUAAUGAUAUGAGACAGCAUAGAAGAGAACAAUUAUUGGAUGUAACAUUGCCAGAUAUUGAUCAUGUUGCUGAAAAAUAUUUGGCCAAUGCUCAAACGAAGAAAGUAGUAUUGGGCCCAUCUAAUGACGCAUUUUCUAACGCCUGGGACGAAGUUUCCCUGUAG